Gloeophyllum trabeum ATCC 11539 is the source of this 871-nucleotide messenger RNA. RefSeq names its product mRNA splicing factor. NCBI's taxonomy places the organism in Eukaryota, Fungi, Basidiomycota, Agaricomycetes, Gloeophyllales, Gloeophyllaceae. The transcript has 5 exons. The record is from RefSeq and is a predicted model, not a curated record. Gene Ontology annotation, cellular component: U2-type spliceosomal complex; post-mRNA release spliceosomal complex. Bases 23 to 481 code for a protein of 152 amino acids.
AUUGCCGCUGCCCCUGCGUACAAUGUCUCUCGCAGAAGCAUCAGAGUCAAGAAAGGCUCGGCUGAUAGCCUUGCGAAAGCGCAAGGCUGGAGAAGCCGUAGAUGACAGUGAGGAAGUGGUCAUCCGGACGCGAAACUUUGACCCAGAGACUCGAACAUUGAGAAAGCAUACUCCAGAUAUAGAGAUGGAAACCGUCGAGAAAGCCGUGGACGGGAUAGCAGAGAAGAUCAUUGCUGAGGAUGAAGAGCGGAGAGCACAAGACUUGGACUUGUUUAACAUUGCCCCAAAACGUCCGAACUGGGAUUUGAAGCGCGAAAUGGAGAAGAAGAUGGCGAAACUGGAGAGGCAGACACAAAGGGCGAUACAUACCCUCAUUCGACAGCGAUUGGCUGCACAGAAGGGUCAGUCCGACGACCUGGUGGGCGCCAUGCGCGCACAGGAGAAGGAAGACAUGGAGGAGGCCAACUCUGACGAAGAGUGAACGCCCCUCUCGGCUUUCAGGCUUUCGAUCAUUUUAUGGUUAUAAUUUAUUGGGCAGAACAUUGUAUCCAUAGGUUCGCGGCAAUUGCUUUCUGACACCACUUCACUGCCUACCAGAGACCGCGGGGUACCUGGUGUUUGUAGGCGUCCCACGAUAGGGUUCCCCUUGCUUUACUCUCACCGCGAUGAAAUUCCCGCCGACCUGCCCUAGUUUUAUCGAAGACACGUAUCAUUCGUAUCCCCGCGCUUCACGACCUUGAACCAUCCGAACUGGCCGUGCUUGCAUCCUUUCAGUUACGGUCGACGGGAACAUCUUCAGAUAAAACGGCAGCAGAGUUUUCCAUUGUCCUGCAAGCCGCGCCCUAAGCUCGGAAGCGGAUGCCAGAUCCUG